AUGGUCUAUAUAGGGAUACAUAAGGACGGUACUCUUUUGGCAGCAAAGGUAUUCAAUGUGCAAUUGGAAGGUGCAUUCAAAAGUUUUGAUACAGAAUGUGAGAUGCUAAGAAACCUCCGCCAUCGAAAUCUUACUGAAGUCAUCACUAGUUGCUCCACCCCGGACUUCAAAGCCUUAGUAUUGGAAUACAUGGCGAAUGGGACAUUUGAAAAAUGGUUAUACAGUCAUAACUUAUUCUUAGACAUGUUGCAGAGAUUAGAUAAAAUGAUAAAUAUUGCAUCUGCAAUGGACCAUCUCCACAAUGACUAUUCAACACCAGUGGUGCAUUGUGACUUGAAGCCAAGCAAUGUCUUGCUAGAUCAAGAUAUGGUUGGCCAUGUCACUGAUUUUGGCAUUGCAAAAUUGUUAGGUGCAGGAGACGCUUUUGUUCAAACUAGGACAAUUGCAACCAUUGGAUAUAUUGCUACGGGUAUUAUAACUUUAAAGCUUCCUCAUAUCCUUAGAAGUAUGGACAAGAUGGAUGUUUAUAGUUUUGGCAUCUUGAUGAUGGAGACUUUUACACUAAUGAGACCAAGUGAUGAAAUAUUUACCGGAGACUUGAGCAUACGAGGUUGGGUUAGUGAUUCUUUUCCAUGUGAGAUUCAUAGGGUGGUGGAUGCUAAUUUGGAACAGCCAGUGGAUGAACAAACUGACGCAAAGAUGCAGUGUAUGUUAUCUAACAUGGAAUUAGCUUUGAGCUGCACUUUAGUGACACCUGAUGCAAGAAUUAGCAUAGAAGAAGCUCUCUGCACACUUGAAAAGAUUAGGUCCAGUUUUGUCAGUAGUCAACACUGGGUGGAAUCAGACCAUCGGCUCUGGAUUCCUAUAUUUUCCAAAUAA
Nicotiana attenuata is the source of this 879-nucleotide messenger RNA. RefSeq names its product probable LRR receptor-like serine/threonine-protein kinase At3g47570. The transcript has 2 exons. The record is from RefSeq and is a predicted model, not a curated record. Gene Ontology annotation, molecular function: protein kinase activity; ATP binding. Gene Ontology annotation, biological process: protein phosphorylation. Lineage: Eukaryota; Viridiplantae; Streptophyta; Magnoliopsida; Solanales; Solanaceae. The coding region runs from base 1 to 879 and encodes 292 amino acids.